This is a messenger RNA of Rana temporaria (common frog), 831 nucleotides long. RefSeq lists its product as uncharacterized. The record is from RefSeq and is a predicted model, not a curated record. Lineage: Eukaryota; Metazoa; Chordata; Amphibia; Anura; Ranidae. The transcript is spliced from 2 exons. The coding region runs from base 16 to 663 and encodes 215 amino acids.
CCCUACAUUGUAAGUAUGAAGCAAUUAUCCUUCCCAGAAAAGGCGGAGGAAUGUAUAGGCAAAUUAAGUGUAGAUAUUUUUAGGAAUCUGUCACACCCCUCGUCAUCCCCAGGGGAAGGAUAUAAGGAGCCCAGUGCAGGAGGAAGAAGCAAAUACUUUAAACGGAGGACAAUUCUUCUCUCUGUACAGAAGAAAGACAGUAUGGAGAACCGGACACAGCAACCUCCCACCAUCUCUGCCACUCCAAGUCCCCCGGGGGACCACACAGAACUUGGUGCAAGAAAACUACAGAAUUCAACGCCGGCUCAGGUCAGGACUUUGGGAAAUGACAAAGAAGGUCGCGAGGAGACACCAGGGCAAGGUGGGGGAAGGGCACCUGAGCGGAAUGUGGGGUCACAAGAGGUUAAAGAAAUCAUAAAGGCAAUGGUGAUGACGCCCCUCUACUGUUACUUCAAAAUGGGUCAGUUUGUCAACAUCGGAGUCGGAAGCGGAGAGAAUCGAUCCGAGGACGAAACAAAAGCGGCGCCAGGAUGUGGAAGCCGAGAGCCUCAUCUUCCAAAUACAAGCGAAGCUCUGAAUAUAGUAGAUGGGCAUUUACCUUGUUAUUAUUGUCGUUAUUAUCUUCCUACUCUGUAUGAUAUUUUCAUGGGGAUGAAGCCCUGAUGCUAUUUAACCACUUGCCCACCGGGCACUUUCACCCCCCUUCCUGCCCGGGGCCAAUUCUCAGCUUUCAGCGAUCUCACGCUUUGAAUGGCACUUGCGCGGUCACGCAACACUGUACCCAAAUGUUUAUCAUUUUUGUCACACAAAUAAAGCUUUAUUUUGCUGGAA